AUGUAUCACAACCUCCGGAAUGCUUCCCGCACUGGAUUUUCUUUUCUUUCUUUAUUUAUGUUGAUUCGCUAGGCAGAGAAAAGGAACAAACAUACAAUAUACAACUGAAAUUGCGGGAAAGGACAAAAAUAAGAAGAGGAAUCAUUAGCCAUGUCAUCAGAGUCAGUGCACGACUUCGAGGUGGUGGACAAGGGUGCUACUGAAGACACCGGAGACCACGUUUUUGGUUCGGAGCCGAUCAUGUCUGAAGUUCAGUUCGCUGAAGAAAAUGGACCAAUUCUUCCCCCGCCGGAACGUAUGGUUGCGGAGGAGGGGUUGGCCUUGAGAGAGUGGCGCCGAUUGAAUGCAGUACGACUGGAGGAGAAAGGACAAAGGGAGAAAGAAAUUGUUAGGGAAAUAAUUCAAGAAGCAGAGGAAUACAAAGCAGAGUACUAUAGGAAAUGGAAACUUAGAUGUGAGAAUAACAUAGCUGCUAACCGGGAGAAGGAGAAGUUAUCAAAAUGUGCUGAAUCUGCUUCAAACCUUUGGUACAAAUUGUCUACGAAAGUAGUUGUCUUUUGGUUAUUCUUGGCAAACCAAGAGAAGUUCCACACUGAAGCUAAUAAGGCUUAUUGGAGGGCAAUUGGAGAGCUUAUCCCAAAGGAGGUCCCAACCAUAGAAAAGAAGGGAAAGAAGGAUAAGGAGAAGCAGCCAUCCAUCAUUGUAGUCAAAGGACCCAAACCUGGCAGGCCAACCGAACUCUCUAGAAUGCGUCAAAUACUUGUGAAACUCAAACACAACCCGCCUGAGCAUAUGAUGUCACCAAAACCAUCUUCACAACCGGAAAAAGAUGCAAAGACAGGAACGGAAACUCCUGUUGCAGCUGCCUCAGCUAAGUCUCAAGCUACUGCAGCAACUUGAAGGUUGAUUCUGCUGGAGAAUGAAAAUGCAACUGUCUUGAUCUUGUAAAUUCAGUCAUCCUUUACGUUGACUUAAAUGUAAUGGGUUUGAGAAUAACUCCUAUCAGGAAGUGUUUGCCCUCAUUUCUAGUUUUAGGAGCAGCUAAUAUUUGCAUAGAGAAAAGGUUUCUCUUCGCUUCUAUGUUUUUACUGUGUUCAUAUCCCUCCUGUAAACUUUACCUUCAAUAUCUGAAUUUGGAGUUGCAUAGUAGCUCAUUCUGUGAAA
Messenger RNA from Capsicum annuum, 1164 nucleotides. Its product is annotated as clathrin light chain 1. NCBI's taxonomy places the organism in Eukaryota, Viridiplantae, Streptophyta, Magnoliopsida, Solanales, Solanaceae. The transcript has 4 exons. Gene Ontology annotation, molecular function: structural molecule activity; clathrin heavy chain binding. The record is from RefSeq and is a predicted model, not a curated record. Gene Ontology annotation, cellular component: plasma membrane; clathrin coat of trans-Golgi network vesicle; clathrin coat of coated pit. The coding region runs from base 151 to 900 and encodes 249 amino acids. Gene Ontology annotation, biological process: clathrin-dependent endocytosis; clathrin coat assembly; intracellular protein transport.